GAACUCAACGUGACUAGACAUGAACACCAUGAAGAUAUUGGCGCUGCCUCUUCUCAUCACUUUAAUGCAAAGUUCUGUCUGCCUGUCAGUGACAGUAAGCAGCAGUAAACCCAAAGUGGAGGUCCACGAGCACACAGAUGCUGUGCUCGCCUGUGAGUUCAGGACAGAGAAAGAUCCGAACCCUCGCAUCGAGUGGAAGAAGAAAGGAAAGGGGGUGACGUUUGUGUACUUUAAUCACAAAUUUACUGGGUCUUAUGCAGCACGGGCAAAGAUGGAAGGAGCGACGCUGACGAUACACUCUGUUACUCAGAAAGACUCGGGGGAAUAUCGCUGCGAGGUGACAGCCAGCGAGGACCACGUCAACCUCGGGGAAGCCACUGUUACCCUCAAUGUGCUCGUGCCUCCUCACAUCCCAUCCUGCGAGGUCCCGAGCUCUGUGUUUGUGGGCUCAGGCCUGGAGCUUCUCUGUAAGGACAAACUCAGCGUGCCUCCUGCCACCUACCGCUGGUACAAAGACAACAGGGCUCUGACGGCCACGGCAGAUACUCCAUACAGCGUGGACACGAACAAGGGCACACUGAAGUUUAAGAGUGUGUCCAGGACAGACGCAGGGAUGUACCGCUGUGAGUCCUCCAACAGCGUGGGAGCGCCCAAGAGCUGUGUGGCCCAACAACUCAAAGUUGUUGAAUAUCCUUUGAAUAUGACGAUUUUGAUAGCAGGUGCUGCAGGUUUUGUGGCACUCGUCCUUCUCUGCUGCAUCUGUGUGUGUGUCUGCCGACGCCGAGGCUGCUGCAAGAAAAACAACAAAACAAAAAGCAGCAAGUCCUACAACCCUCCUCCUCCUCCUCCCAUCCGCAAUAUCAAGCACUACAAACAAACUCACUCCUUCAUGAUCUGA
Messenger RNA from Anoplopoma fimbria (sablefish), 898 nucleotides. RefSeq names its product junctional adhesion molecule 2b (gene jam2b). NCBI's taxonomy places the organism in Eukaryota, Metazoa, Chordata, Actinopteri, Perciformes, Anoplopomatidae. Gene Ontology annotation, cellular component: tight junction; cell surface; protein complex involved in cell adhesion. The transcript is spliced from 10 exons. The record is from RefSeq and is a predicted model, not a curated record. Gene Ontology annotation, biological process: leukocyte tethering or rolling. The coding region runs from base 20 to 898 and encodes 292 amino acids.